Molecule: messenger RNA, 1023 nt
Organism: Meloidogyne enterolobii
Lineage: Eukaryota; Metazoa; Nematoda; Chromadorea; Rhabditida; Meloidogynidae
Source: the annotation of a GenBank genome assembly
AUGGAAAUGAGACAAAAAGUUGAGGAAUAUGAUAAUUUGGAUAUUUUUCAUAAAAUUUUAGUUCAAAAAAGAAAUCAAGAAUUUUUAUAUUCAAUCUCUAAAGAUAAAAGGAAUUUUCCAUUCAAAAUUGAAAAUUUUGAAAUGGAACGAAGAAAUGAGCGUUCUUGUUAUAAAUUCGAUAAAGUUAGAGGCUGCAAGAUAGAUUUGUCCGAACUUUACGUAAAAUACAAAGCAACUGAAGUAUUUGGAUUAAAUUUAGCACGAAGCUAUUUGCCAUCAAGUUAUUGGAUUAAACCUGAUUUAGAGGAUGUUAAUCUAUAUAAAGGCCUUUGGCAUUCUGAUAACAAAUUGGAUUUACUUCCUGACCAUCAGAAAGGAAAUGAUAAACAUCGAGUGAUUAAUCGUUGCUCAUUUUACGGUAAAUAUCCUGUGCAUAAUGGCUACCCACUCAAUCCAGUAGCUCGAACAGGUUUUAAAGGCCGUGGAUCGUAUGGUCAGUGGGGGCCUACUAACGGAGUUGGAGCGAUUUUACAUGUCACUGAUGAAAAAGAUUUUAAUAAAUUUGAGUUUCUUGGUGUUGAAAAUGGCAAGUAUGAGAAGAGAUCGUAUAUCGUCACGCCGGGUGGGUUUGUAGACAUGGGAGAGGAAUUUGAAUAUUCCGCAAAGAGAGAAUUAAUAGAAGAGGCUUUUGGUUUAAAGAAAAAAAGAAACAAAGAAGAGUUUGAAAAAAUGGAAGGAAUUAUUGGUAAAGGAGAAUUGGUUAAAUUUGGUGGUGCUGAGUUAAGUCAGUUAAGUACAGACAAUGCAUGGACUGAGUCCAUUACAUUCGCAUUUGGCGUUGAUUCUACUAUUAAGAAAGAAUUAAAAUUAAAAAAGGGUAGUGAUGCACAACAGGUUAUGUGGAUACAAAUAGAGCCUGCUGAUAAGGAAAUUGAUGUUAAAACUGAAUUAGAAAAAUUAUUUGAUUUGGAGGAACGUAUAGAUUAUAUUCUUGAAAAUUUUGAGGUUAAGAAAAUAUUAUAA